AUGUCUGGAAUCAAGAACACUCCUUCCGACGACUCGUAUGUCGAGCUCUCCACCAGCAGCAGCCAGAGCAGCGGUAACGGCAACGGCAACGGCAACGGCAAUGGCAAUGGCAACGGCUCGCUCCUUCGAGCUUUGACCAUCGCCUCCACCUCCGGUUUCGAGGUUCAGAUCCCUGUUCCUUCGCAGCCUUUUGACGCCUGGAUCGUUGCUGACGUUCUCCGUGAGGAGUUCCAGCGCUCGCUCGCUGCUUCGCCCGAGGUCACUGACGCUCUCGAGGUGAAGGAGGAACAGGAGAAUGCCGCUGGUGCUGCCGACAAGGCCGCUAACGUGGCCAAGAUCAACCUUGCUGCCAAGUUCCUCGGCUUCCUUGCCUCGCGUACUUCUGUCAAGACUUCCAGCCACGAGCUCAACCUCCUCCACCACGCUUGGGCUCACUUCCACGAGGAGUUCCUUGCCGAGCACGGUAGCGUCCACGACUUGGUCGCUGCUAUCGACACUGAUCUCCGCACCUCCGUUCUCCGUAGCUACUAUGAGGCUUUCGUCCAGCUCGAGACUGCUGGCAAAGCUAAGCCUUCGCUCGUUACUCCUAAGCUCUUCUCUCUUUCUGCCGAGAACAAAGCUGAGCUUCACGCCGUCUUUGGUGGCCAGGGCAACAAUGAAGCCUACUUCAAGGAGCUUCAGAACCUCUUCGACACCUACCGCCCUCUGGUUCAGCCUCUUCUCGAGUCGGUGCAGCCGCUCUUGAACAAACUUGGCGAGGAUGCCGUCAAGCAGGGUUUCGCCAGCUACUACACUCACGGCCUCGACGUUUUCGGAUGGCUCACAGCUGCUGUUCCUGAGCCUGCCGUCUCGUACCUGGCCAGCGUUCCCCUCAGCUUGCCCCUUAUCGGUUUGACCCAGAUCACCCAGUUCCUUGUCAGCAUACGCGCCUCCGGUCUUACUCCCGCCGAGUUCCGUUCGCAGAUCAAGAGCGCCACCGGUCACUCUCAGGGUAUCAUCUCGGCCGUCGUCCUUUCAGCUUCCGACAGCCUCGAGUCCUUCAAUGCCAAUGUCGCCAAGGCUGUCGAGCUCCUCUUCCAUAUCGGCAAGCGUGGUCAGGAGUUUUUCCCUACCCUUGCUAUCGACCCUGCUCUGAUUAAGGACACCAUCGAUGGCGGCGAGGGCGAGCCCACGCCAAUGCUUUCCGUCUCCGGUCUCGAGCAGUCAAUCCUCGAGAAGCACAUCCAGAAGACCAACUCGCACCUUGCCGAGUCUCAGGCCGUCUCGAUCUCGCUCUUCAACGGUCCUCGCAGCUUCAUCGUCACUGGCUUCCCCAAGGCUCUUGUCGGUCUUGUUGGCAGUCUCCGUUCCAUCCGCGCCGACAGCGGUGCUGACCAGGGCAAGAUCCCUUACAGCAAGCGCAAGGCCGUCUUCCGCAUGAACUUCUUGCCAGUUGGUGUCCCUUACCACUCGAGCUACCUCGUUGGCGCUACCGAGAAGAUGCUUCAGCAGGACUACGCCGGUCGCACCACCGUCUGGCAUGCUUCUGAGCUCAAGGUGGCCGUCAAGAACACCGAGGAUGGCUCCGACAUUGCCAGCUACCCUUCCGAGGAGAUCCUCAAGAGCAUCGCCGACCAGAUCUUCCUCAAGCACAUCUACUGGUCCAAGGCUUCUGACCUCCCCAAGACCGCCACCCACCUUAUCGACUUUGGUACAGGUGGUCUCUCUGGUAUUGGCGGUCUUUCCGCCCGUAUCCUCGAGGGACGUGGUGUCAGGAUCGUCAUCCCCAGCGGCACUCACGCUCGCAGCACCGAGCUCUACAACGCAACCACCGUCAAGUUCGAGGAGCGAUGGGAGGAUGCUUGGUCUCCUCGUCUCGUUCGUACCAAGAACGGAAUCAAGAUCGACACUCCCUUCUCGCGCACCACUGGCCGUGGCAUCUUGAUGGUCGGUGGUAUGACUCCCACCACCGUCAGCGCCAACAUCAACGCUGCCGUCCUCAAUGCUGGUCACGUCAUUGAGCUUGCUGGUGGUGGACUCCACAGCGAGGCUGGUCUCCGCAAGCGUGUCAAUGAGAUCCUUGCCAAGCUCGAGCCCGGUAAUGGCCUCGACCUCAACGGUCUCUUCAUCGACCAGCGACGAUUCGGCUGGCAGUACCCUCUCUGGGGUCAGAUGCGUCGUGAGGGCUUCCCUCUCAAGGGUUUCACCGUCGCUGCCGGUAUCCCUUCCGUCGAGAAGGCCAAGGACAUCAUCGAUGGUCUCAAGGCUGCUGGUAUUGAGUACGUCGGAUUCAAGCCCGGUACUGCUGACGGUCUUCGCGCCGUUGCUGCUAUCGCCGCUGCCAACCCUGACUGCAAGAUCAUCUGCCAGUGGACCGGUGGUCGUGCUGGUGGUCAUCACUCGACUGAGGACUUCCACCAACCCAUCCUUCAGACCUACGCCAGCUUGCGCAAGCAGAAGAACCUCAUCCUUGUCGGUGGUUCCGGUUUCGGCGAUGCUGAGGGUGUCUGGCCCUACCUCACCGGUGAGUGGUCGAUCAAGCUCGGGUACGCUCCCAUGCCCUUCUCGGCUUUCCUCUUCGCCUCGUGGAUGCUCGUCGCCAAGGAGGCUGCUACCGCCGAUGCCGUCAAGCAGCUCCUCGUCGACACUCCUGGUUGUGGCGACGACAAGUGGCAGGAGACCUACGGCAAGGGUGCUGGUGGCACCAUCACCUGCAACUCCGAGCUCGGCGAGAGCAUCAGCUACGUCCACAACCGUGCCGCUGCCUUGUGGCGUCAGCUCGACGACCAACUCUUCUCUCUACCCCGUGAGAAGCAGCGCGUCUGGCUUUCCGAGAAGAAGAGCUGGCUCAUUGAGCGUCUCAACAAGGACUUUCAGAAGCCCUGGUUUGCUGCCAAGCUCGAUGGUACUGCUCUCAUGAGCAUCGCCGACAUGACCUACGAGGAGGUCACUCGUCGUAUGCUUCAGCUCCUCUUUGUCAGCCACCAGAGCCGAUGGAUCGACCCUUCGCUCAAGAGGCUCUUCGGCGACUGGUGCCGACGUGUUGAGGAGCGCUUUGCCGGUAUCGAGACUGCCGGCAAGAAGGAGUCGCUCCUCCAGAGCUAUUCGGUCCUCGACAAGGAGCCCUCUGCCUUUGUCAAUACCUUCUUCGCCGAGUACACGGGUGCCAAGGAGAUUCGUCUUGCUGCUGAGGAUGUUGGCUACUUCCUUACCAUCUGCCAGCGCCGUGGUCAGAAGCCCGUUCCCUUCAUUCCCGAGCUUGGCGACAACUUCCAGACCCUCUUCAAGAAGGACUCGCUCUGGCAGUCCGAGGAUCUCGAUGCUGUCGUCGGUCAGGAUGCUCAGAAGGUUAUCAUUCUUCAGGGCUCCGUCGCCGUUCAGCACUGCACCAAGGCCAACGUUCCCGCCGGUGAGAUGCUUGGUGAGAUCGAGACCGCCCUCGUCUCCAAGAUCCUCGCCAAGUACUACGAUAACGACGAGAGCAAGGUUCCUUACGCCGAUUACGUCUCCAGCGACCCUCUCGCCAUCGAGGAGGCUCACUUCUACGCUCGCUCUGGCGUCGAGGCUUCGGUCUCUGGUAACGUCAAGACACUCAAGCUCGGCAACCAAGUACCCGACACCAAGGAGUGGCUCGAGGUCCUCGCCAGCCCCCGCACCAGUUGGUUGCGUGCUCUCAUCCGCAACGUCAGCGUCGUUCAGGGCAAGAACUACACUGACAACCCGAUGCUUCGCAUGCUUGCUCCUCGCAAGAACCAGUCGGUCAAGAUCGCCUACGCUGCCGACGGUGAGCCGCUCAGUCUUACCGUCUUCGGUGCUGCCCGCUCCUUCGGUCGCCACGAUGACGGCUUCAAGGCCCUCGAGAUCACCAAGUCGCCUGACUCGGCUCAGAUUCAGGUCACCCUCUUCGAAGAGCGUCUCGGCGAGUCGGUUCCUCUCCAUUUCUACUUCACCUACCGCCCCGACCAGCCUUUCGCCUCGAUCCAUGAAGUCAUGGACGGUCGCAACGACCGCAUCAAGCAGUUCUACUGGCAGCUCUGGUUCCACGCCGACAUGCCUGCUGCCGCUCAGCUCGCCUCGGCCAAGGAGUUCAAGAGUCCCGUCAAGUCGCUCGACGAGACUGCCAUCCGCAACUUCUGCCGCAUUGUCGAGAAUCGUGGUGAGGUCUUCACCAAGGGUCAGGCUCCUAUGGACUUUGCCAUCGUUGCCGGCUGGGAGGCGAUCAUGCAGGCGCUAAUGGCCAGCUGUGACGCCGACUUGCUCAGCCUUGUUCACUUGAGCAACUCAUUCAAGGUCAUCGACAACGCUCGCCCUCUCCGAGCAGGUGAUGUUUGCACCGCCACUGCCGCCGCCAGCAGCCUCAAGAUCUCUGACACCGGCAAGUCGGUCAGUGUCACCGGUACCGUUCUGCGCAAGGACGCCAGCGGUGACUUUGUGCCCGUCAUUUCGGUCGUUUCGAGCUUCUUCUUCCGUGGUCGCUUCACCGACUUCAACACCUGCUUCGAGACCUCACAGAACGAGUUCACCCUCGAGAUCAAGUCCAAGGCCGAUGCCACCGUCCUCCUCGCCAAGGAAUGGUUCGACUGGGUCGCUCCUCAGCCUCUUGCUCCCGGCACUGUUCUCCACUUCAACAUUCAGAGCUUGCUCAAGUACAAGGACAGCACCUCGUACUCAGAUGUCGAGGUCAGUGGCGGUGCAUACGUCCGCGACUACAAGGACGACUUGAUCAAGGUCGGCGAGAUCGAGUACAAUGCUGACGCCAUCAGCUACGGCAACCCCGUCAUCGAGUACAUCAAACGUAACGGCGGUGCUUCCACUGGCGGUGUUGCUCCCCUCGAGUCCGGUUACACUCUUGGCGAGUCCGACGUUCCCUCCACUUUCGUUGCUCCUGCUACCAACGAGCCCUACUCGAACGUGUCUGGUGAUUUCAACCCUAUCCACAUCAACCCUUACUUCUCUUCUUUCGCCUCUCUCCCCGGCACCAUCACUCACGGCCUCUUUUCGAGCGCUGCUUCGCGCAAGUUUGUUGAGGUCGUUGCUGCCGAAGGCUACCCCGACCGCUGCCUCUCAUUCGAAGCCAACUUUGUCGGUAUGGUUCUGCCUGGUGACGAGCUCACCGUCAAGUUGCGCCACAUUGCCAUGCGCGACGGUAACAAGGUCGUCAAGGUCGAGACCUUCAACCAGAACGGCGAGAAGGUCAUCGAUGGCCAGGCUGAGGUCAAGCAGCCUGCUACUGUCUACGUUUUCACUGGUCAGGGUUCGCAGGAGCAGGGCAUGGGUAUGGACCUCUAUAACUCGAGCCCUACCGCUAAGGCGCUCUGGGACGAGGCCGAUGGUCAUUUGCGAAGCACCAUGGGCUUCAGCAUCCUCGAGAUCAUUAACCAAAACCCUCUCACCAAGACCAUCCACUUCGGUGGCGUUCGCGGUCACACCAUUCGCGAGCGUUACAUGUCGAUGACCUACGAGUCCACCGAUGCCGACGGCAGCACGGUCACUCUCCCCCUCUUCCCCGAAAUCACCUCUUCGAGCCAGAGCUACACCUUCCAGUCGCCCAAGGGUCUGCUCUUCGCCACUCAGUUCGCUCAAAUCGCUCUUGUGCUCGUUGAGCUCAGUGCCUUCCGCGACAUGAAGCAGCGAGGUCUCAUCACUCUCGAUGCUGCCUUUGCCGGUCACUCGCUCGGAGAGUAUGCUUCCCUCGCCGCUGUCGCCAGCGUUCUUGAGGUCAAGUCGCUCUGUGACGUCGUCUUCUACCGUGGUCUUUCAAUGCAGAACUGCGUGCAGCGUGACCCUGUCACUGGCGCGUCCAACUACGCCAUGAUGGCUUGCAACCCUCUGCGAAUCGUCGGUGAAGGCAACCCUGCCUUCGCUGGUCAGGCUCUCUCUGAGAUCGUCGACUCGAUCAGCAAGGAGUCCGGCCGUCUCCUCCAGAUCGUCAACCACAACGUCGCUGGGCAGCAGUACGUCACUGCAGGCGACCUUGUCGCUCUCACCACCCUCGGCAACGUGCUCAACUUCAUCAAGGUCCAGAAAAUCGACCUCAAGAAGCUCAACGAGAUCAUGCCCAUCGAGGAGGUACGCGAGAAGCUUGCCGAGAUUGUACGCGAGGUUCUUCUUGCUGCUCUCGAGGAGGAAAAGAAGGGUCGCAUCGAGCUCAAGCGUGGUUUCGCCACCAUCCCCCUCCCCGGUAUCGAUGUGCCUUUCCACUCGCGCUACCUCACUGGUGGUGUCGCUCCUUUCCGAUCUUACCUGUCGAAGCGCAUCAACGUCGAUGCCAUCCGACCUCAGCUUCUUGUUGGCCGCUACAUUCCCAACUUAAUCGCUUCGCCCUUCGAGCUCAGCAAGUCGUACGCUGAGCUCAUCUUUGCCCAGACUGACUCGCCUCGUCUCGACAAAGUGCUCAAGAACUGGGAGAAGGACGAGUGGGAGUCGCCCGACAAGGUGCAGAGGCUCACUGCCACCCUUGUCGUCGAGUUGCUCGCCUACCAGUUCGCUUCGCCCGUCCGCUGGAUCGAGACCCAGGACAUCUUCUUCAACGACUACAACUUUGAGAGGAUGGUUGAGUUCGGUCCUAGCCCAACCCUUGUCGGCAUGGCCAAGCGCACACAGGCUCUCAAGUACUCGGCUGUCGAUCUUGCUCAGGGCCGCAAGCGUGUCAUGUUCUGCUCGAGCAAGGACAAGGAAACUCUCUACUACUCCUUCGCUGACGAUGAGAGCGAGGCUGAGGCUGCUUCUGCUGCUUCCGAGACUACUCCUGCCGCUGCACCUGCUGCUGCCGCCCCGGCUCCUGUUGCAGCCGGCGCUCCUGCUCCCUCCGCCGGUGGCGCUGCAGCCGCCGAGGUGCCUGACGAGCCUCUCAAGGCCGUUGACACCGUCCGUGCUAUCUUGGCUCAGAAGCUUAAGAAGAGCAUCUCGGAGGUGCCUCUCUCCAAAUCCAUCAAGGACUCUGUCGGUGGAAAGUCCGUCCUCAGUAACGAGCUUGUCUCCGAUCUCUUGGCUGAGUUCGGCAAUCUCCCUGAGCGAGGUGAAGAGCUUCCUCUCGAGGAGCUCGGUGGUGCCUUGCAGGCCGGUUACAGCGGCACUCUUGGCAAGACCACUUCUGGUUUGAUCACGCGUACCGUCGGUGGUAAGCUUCCUGGUGGUUUCAACCUUUCGUCCGUCAAGUCGCAUUUGCAGAAGGCUUGGGGUCUUGGUGCCGGCCGAACUGACGGUGCUUUGCUCGUUGCCAUCACCAUGGAGCCUGCUAAGCGUCUCGGCUCCGAGGCUGAGGCCAAGGCCUGGCUCGACUCGGUCGCCCAGGCUUACGCCCAGACUGCCGGUAUCAACCUCAGCCAGGCUAGCGCCGGUGGUGGAGGUGGAGGAUCUGGUGGUGUUGCCAUCAGCAGCGAGGAGCUCGACAAGCUCAAGGCUCAGCAGGAUGACCACGUUCGACGCCAAAUCCAGGUCCUUGAGCGCUACCUCAACAUGGACGGCCGUGCCAGUGGCCGACUUGCUGAGAGCACCAAGGCUGAGCUCGAGGUUGCUCAGGCUCAGCUCGACGCCAUCGCUGCUGAGCACGGUGACUUCUACACCAACGGUAUUAUGCCCAAGUUCGCCGAGAAGAAGGUUCGUCACUUCAGCUCGUAUUGGAACUGGGCCCGUCAGGACGCCAUGACCCUGCUCUACGACAUCAUCUAUGGCCGUCUUACCACCGUCGACCGCGAGAUCACUGCUCGUUGCAUCACCCUCAUGAACCGUGCCGACCCUAGUUUGCUCCGCUACAUGCAGUUCCACAUCGACCAGAUCGAUGCCAGCAAGGGCCCCACUUACGCUCUCGCCAAGGAGUACGGUCAGCAGCUCAUCGAGAACUGUCGCGAGGCCUGCGCCGAGGAUGCUGCCUACAAGGAAGUUCACGCUCCCACUGCUCCUCACACCGAGAUCGACGCUCGCGGCAACAUCGCCUACAGCGAAGUCAAGCGUGUCGGCGUUCGUAAACUCGAGGCUUACGUCAAGGAGAUGGCCGCUGGUAGCCGCUUGCUCGGUGCCGGCAGCCAGGUCAAUCUCGACAAGGCUCAGGAGAACGUCGCCAAGCUCUGGACCCUCAUCCGCAACGAGCCUUCCGUCAGCAAGCUCAGCAAGGCCACCAUCAAGAGCUUGUACAGCGAAGUCGUUCGGUCGCUCGGCCCCGCUCGUCAAGCCCGUACCCCCGUUCGCCAGACUCCUCGCAACCGUCGCUUGAGUUCCAACACUCAGCGACCUCAGAUCACCGAUGCUCCUGCUCCCGAAGACCGCACUCCCUUCCUCCACGUUAAGAGAAAAGUUGCUGGUCAGUGGCAGCUCAGCCGAAAGCUCACCUCGGUCUACCUCGACAUUCUCACCGAGAUGGCUACCCAGGGUGUCAGCUUCAAGGGCCGCAACGCCUUGCUCACUGGUGUCGGUAAGGCCUCAAUCGGUGUCGAGGUCGUCAAGGGUCUCUUGGCCGGUGGUGCCCGUGUUGUGAUCACCACCUCGAGCUACAGCCGCAGCGUCGUCGAGUACUACCAGCGCAUCUACCAGGAGGUUGGUUCACGUGGCUCGACCCUCACCGUUGUGCCCUUCAAUCAGGCUUCCAAGCAAGACGUUGACAACCUCGUCAAGUACAUCUAUGGCUCGCUCGACCUCGAUCUUGACUUCGUCGUUCCCUUCGCUGCCAUCUCGGAGAACGGCCGUGAGAUCGACGGCAUCGAUGACAAAUCGGAGCUUGCUCACCGUCUCAUGCUUACCAACUUGGUCCGUCUCCUCGGUGCCAUCAAGACUGAGAAGGCCAGCCGCAACUUCGACACCCGACCUACCCAGGUCCUCCUUCCUCUCUCCCCCAACCACGGUACUUUCGGUGGUGACGGUCUCUACGGUGAGAGUAAGCUUGGUCUCGAGACUCUCCUCAACCGAUGGGAGAGCGAGAGCUGGGGUCAGUACCUCUGCAUCACUGGUGCUAUCAUCGGUUGGUGCCGUGGUACAGGUCUCAUGUCUUCGUCCAACACUGUUGCCGAGGAGAUCGAGAAGCUCGGCUGCCGUACUUUCAGCACCACCGAGAUGGCCUUCAACUUGCUUGGCCUCUUGGCUCCUACUGUCUCUGCGGUCAGCCAGGUCGAGGCUCUCCUUGUCGACCUUAACGGUGGUAUGGACAAGAUCAUCGACCUCGCUGAGCAGACUGGCAAGUUCCGUGCUGCUAUCCAGGAGGCUUCGUCGACCAAGCGUGCCCUUGUCGCUGACAACUCUGCCGACUUCAAGGUCAUCAAGGGUUCUGCUGCCGAGGCUCUUCACAAGAAGGUGCACAUCAACCCUCGAAGCAACUUCACUUUCCGCUUCCCCGAGCUCGGCAGCCUCGAAUUCAACCGCGAGAUCGCCAAGAGCUACUCGGAGAUGGAUCUCGAGAAGAUCGUCGUCAUCACUGGCUUCGCCGAGGUCGGUCCUUGGGGUUCGUCGCGCACUCGUUGGGAGAUGGAGGCCUUCGGCCAUCUCACCAACGAAGGUGUCAUCGAGCUCGCCUGGAUCAUGGGCUUGAUCAAGCACCACGAUGGUCAGCUCAAGUCUGGUGCCACCUACGUCGGCUGGGUUGAUACCAAGAGCGGCGAGCCCGUCGAUGACAAGGACAUUCGCGCCAACUACGAGGAGCACAUCGUCAAGCAUGCCGGUAUCCGUCUCAUCGAGCCUGAGCUCUUCCGCAACUACGACCCCAACCGCAAGGGCUUCCAGCAGGAGAUUGAGCUCAACCACGACCUCGAGCCUCUGGAGGUCUCCGUUGAGGAGGCUUCCAAGUACAAGCUCGAGCACGGUGACAAGGUCGACACCUGGCAAGACCCUUCCACUGGCGGUGUCUUCGUCGUCCUCAAGAAGGGUGCUCGUAUCUUUGUGCCCAAGGCCGUUGCCUUCGACCGUCUCGUUGCUGGUCAAAUCCCCACUGGCUGGUCUGGUCAGCGCUACGGUAUUCCCGACGACAUUGUUGCUCAGGUCGACCGCACCACUCUCUGGGCCCUGGUCUGUGCCUCUGAGGCGCUCGUCAACUCGGGUAUUUCCGACCCAUACGAGCUGUACAAGCACAUCCACCCCAGCAAGGUUGGAAGCUGUAUCGGUUCCGGUAUGGGUGGAAUGACUUCGCUCAGCAAGAUGUUCCGCGACCGCCGCAACGACACCGAUGUGCAGAAGGACAUUCUGCAGGAGACUUUCAUCAACUCGGUCGCCGGUUGGGUCAACUUGCUCGUCAUGUCUGCCGCUGGUCCCAUCAAGACCGUCGUCGGUGCUUGUGCCACUGCUCUUCAGUCGAUCGACGUCGCUGUCGAGACGAUCCUUUCCGGCAAAGCCGAGCUCAUGCUUGCCGGUGGUUUCGAUGACCUUUCGGAAGAGGGAUCGUUCGAGUUCGCCAACAUGAAGGCUACCUCGAAUGGCAAGGAGGAGCUUGCUGCUGGUCGAGAGCCUUCGGAGCAUUCGCGUCCCUUCUCGACCUCGCGAAGUGGUUUCAUGGAGUCGCAGGGUUGCGGUGUUCAGGUUCUCACCACUGCCGCCAACGCCAUCAAGCUCGGUAUGCCGAUCCAGGGUAUCUUGGCUUACUCAAACACCCACACUGACGGUGCUGGUCGAUCGCUUCCUGCUCCCGGUCACGGUGUCAUCAGCAGUGCUGAUGGUAUGCAGCGCGCUCUGGCUCGCUUCAACCUCACUGCCGACGACAUUGGUGUCAUCUCUGCUCAUAUGACUGCCACCAAGGCCAACGACAAGAACGAAUCGCAUGUCUACCAGGAGCUCUUCACCCGCAUGGGCCGUACACCCGGUCACGCUGUGCCCGUCAUGGCUCAGAAGUGGCUCUGUGGUCAUGCCAAGGGUGGUGCUGCUGCUUGGGCUCUUAACGGUGUGAUGCAGUCGUUGCACACUUCGAUCGUCUGCGGUAACCGCAAUGCCGACGACAUCUCGCCCGAGUUGCAGAAGUUCGACAUGCUCCUGUACAACUCGACCUCGAUUCACCGUACACCUCAGCACGUCAACGCUGCCGCAGUCUCUUCGUUCGGUUUCGGUCAGGUCGGUGGUAUCGUUCUUGUCCUUCACGCCGCUCACAUUCUUGGUCGUCUCUCACCCAAGGUGUUCGACGAGUAUGUCGAGCGACGCAAGGCUCGUCAGCACCAGACCUACACUCGCAUGCACUCGGCGCUCACCAAGGAGGAUUUGGUGCGCAUCAAGGACAACCGCCCUUGGCCCGCCGAGCUCGAGGACCAGGUGUUGAUGAACUUGAACGCCCGUGCUGUCGAGAUUGGCGACAGCUACGGCUUCAAGGCUCCUCUUGCCGCCUUGCCUGCUCUUGCUACCACAGAGGACGUGAUCGUUCACGCCAAGUCUGCCGAGAUCUCUGCUCAGCAGGAGUCUUUGCAGAAGAUGAUGGGUCACGUUGCCGGUGUCGGAAUCGACUGCGAGAAGAUCUCGACCUUCCCUUCGGACAACGACAACUUUGUCUCAAGGAACUUCACCGAUGUCGAGAUUGAGUACUGCCGAGCUCAGCCUGACCCCAAGGCUUCGUUCUGUGGUCGAUUCUGUGCCGCUGAGGCCGUUGUCAAGUCGCUCGGCAUCCGAACGCAGGGCUCUGGUGCUUCGCUCAAGGAUGUCGAGAUCGUGCCCACUCCUGAGGGCCCUCAAGUCAAGCUUUACGGCGAGGCUCUCAAGGCUGCCAAUGGCUCGCGCUUCUUGGUUUCGAUCUCGCACGGUGACGACACGGCUAUGGCCAUCGUUCACCGCCUACCCAGCGCCUAA
Ustilago hordei is the source of this 11724-nucleotide messenger RNA. Its product is annotated as related to fatty acid synthase, beta and alpha chains. Gene Ontology annotation, cellular component: fatty acid synthase complex. Gene Ontology annotation, molecular function: fatty acid synthase activity; holo-[acyl-carrier-protein] synthase activity; magnesium ion binding. The transcript has 3 exons. Lineage: Eukaryota; Fungi; Basidiomycota; Ustilaginomycetes; Ustilaginales; Ustilaginaceae. The record is from RefSeq and is a predicted model, not a curated record. Bases 1 to 11724 code for a protein of 3907 amino acids. Gene Ontology annotation, biological process: long-chain fatty acid biosynthetic process.